GGGUAGGUACCUACUUACCUCGGUAGAGAAGUACCCAUAGAUAAUGUCAAAAGAGGCAAGGGAAGGGAGAAACAAGCAAAAAGAGUCCGUAGACGGACAGAAUUACCUGAUGAAAGGCAGUUGACCUUCGAUCUUUCACACUCCUCGAUCUUCUUCCUUUCUUCCUUUUCUUUUCCUGAAUUUAACAUAGUUAUUCGACCAUGGCGGGAACCAUCAUCCUCACUGGAGCUAAUAGCUCCCUGGGAACUCCUGCUGUAGAACAUCUCAUCCAAAACUAUGGCGACUAUACAGCCAUCCUGACAGUGAGAGAUGCCUCCGAUGCCGAUGUCAACACAAAUCGACUUCGUCAGGUUAUUUCUCAAUAUCCACGUGCCAAGGCAUACAUCUAUGCUCUCGAUCUUUCUAGUCUCUCUGCUACCCACGCCUUUACCCGUGAAAUUGCAUCUGAGAUUACAAACGGAAGGUAUCCCCGCUUGUCAGCCAUCAUCUGUAAUGCGUACUACUGGAAUUUGGUCGGUGAUCCAGAACUGACUGCGGACGGCUUCGAUAAAACCAUGCAGGUCAACCAUAUUUCCCAUGCUUCUCUUGUCCUUCAACUCCUAGGCAGUUUUGGAAUCGACGGUCGCAUAAUACUACUAUCCAGUGACUCUCGCUGGCCCGGGAAGAACCCAAUGGAAAAGUAUCCGCCGUCUAUCCCAGACGAUUUGAGUCUUCUUGUGAGACCCGACGUCGACGAUGACAAGCAAGGUCGUGGUUAUCAGAGGUAUGCUACGUCGAAAUUGGCGAUAGUAACAUGGAUGUACGCGCUCAACCGAUAUCUUCAAAAGGACCCAAACCUCAACAAAGUAACUACUGUAGCUAUCAACCCUGGGAACAUGGUCGACUCGCGUGCUCUUCGCAGCAAUACUCCAAUUAGCAUGCAUAGGAUGCAGACAUGGGUUUACAAGCCCUUACUUCCCUUACUUCAACUCAUGACCCCCACCCUACGUUCUGCAGCCCCGGCGGGAGUCGACGUCAUCGAACUAGCUAUUAGCCCGACGUAUGCCGGCCAACAGGGCUUCUUCACGCUUCUGCAGAAAGACGAGAGCUCACCGGAAAGUAAUAACGAGGUAAAGCAAGAGAGUUUAUGGAAACAAACACUACAAUGGGCUCAGGUUACACAGGAGAACACAGCUUUGCGGACUACAUUCAAGUGACCUGCGCAAGCCGUUAAUCCAUUCUUGGGAACUUGGAUAAUUGGAUAUGGGCGUAAUUUCAAGGACAGAAUAUAGGGGAGCAGAUUGUAAGUUUCCCUUUUAUAUCGCUUUUACGUAUUUUCC
Hypoxylon trugodes is the source of this 1319-nucleotide messenger RNA. Its product is annotated as NAD(P)-binding protein. The record is from RefSeq and is a predicted model, not a curated record. Gene Ontology annotation, molecular function: 3-beta-hydroxysteroid 3-dehydrogenase (NADP+) activity. Bases 201 to 1196 code for a protein of 331 amino acids. Gene Ontology annotation, cellular component: endoplasmic reticulum membrane; mitochondrial outer membrane; lipid droplet. The transcript is spliced from 3 exons. Lineage: Eukaryota; Fungi; Ascomycota; Sordariomycetes; Xylariales; Hypoxylaceae.